ACUACAGAGUUUCACUACGAAGAUAUGUUACUUCUCUGGACUAUGCAAUAGGAACAAGUGGAGCUGCAGUGAUUUAAGAACUGGAAACCGUUAGCCGUCGAAAAGUUUACUGCUACGAUUUUCCAAAGAAAGUUCAUCCUUCAAAAUGCCACGUUCGUUUCUUGUUAAGAAGCAUAUAAAUUCUGCGAAAAAGCCAAAUUAUAGCGAACUGGAUACUCAUACAGUUUUCAUUUCGCCGUAUCUGUACAAAAGUUACCCAGUGCCUGUCAUUCCACAGCCGGAGAUCCUGAGCUACAAUCCCAUUACAGUCUGGAGCAGCUUGCCGUUAUCUCCUUUAACGAGCGAUCUCUCGCCAAUUUCUGGAUACGCCUCCUCAAUCGGCAGGGUUAGUCCUCCUCCGCCGUCUGACACUUCUUCCAAAGAUCACAGUGGUUCGGAAAGUCCCAUUAGCGACGAAGAUGAGAGGAUGAUCACUAAACUCUCUGAUCCACAUGCGGUGGAAGCUGAAAAGUUUCAAUGUAGUUUGUGCAGCAAGUCUUACUCUACGUAUUCCGGACUACUCAAGCACAAACAGCUGCACUGUGAUGCUCAGACCCGAAAGUCUUUCAGUUGUAAAUAUUGCGAGAAGGAAUAUGUCAGCCUAGGAGCCCUCAAGAUGCACAUCAGGACCCACACGCUGCCUUGUGUCUGCAAAAUAUGCGGAAAAGCCUUUUCUAGACCGUGGCUGCUUCAGGGACACAUCCGAACGCACACUGGAGAGAAGCCAUUUUCAUGUCCUCAUUGCAGCAGAGCAUUUGCAGACAGGUCGAACCUCAGAGCACACUUACAGACCCAUUCUGAUGUAAAAAAGUACCAAUGCAAGAACUGUUCCAAAACCUUCUCACGGAUGUCACUUCUUCACAAACAUGAAGAGUCAGGCUGCUGUGUAGCACACUGAGCAGAAGUGAUCUGGAACAUUGUUAGCAAUUUAUACGACUCCAGUGGAGGAAACAAAGACCUUAAAUACAUUCUUGUCCAUUCCACAGGUCUUCCAGUGUGUUUAAUUUAAAUCAGUAUUGUUUUUUUUUUGCAGCAUUCAUUUCAGCGGGGAGACUAUUUUAAUAGUGCCUUAUUUUAACAGUAUGAGUAUUCAUGGGGCCUUUUUUUGUGACAGGUCCUAACUGAACAUUUCUGGACUUUUUUAAUUAAUAGUGGUGGGGUAUUGAAGAGUAUAUUUUGUAAUGUAUGCCCACCUGUGCCUUUUGUAAAGAUAGCCAAACAUUUCAGCUGCUGGAAGCACAGUAUGCCAAUCACACUCCUACAAGUGCC
Messenger RNA from Polypterus senegalus (gray bichir), 1308 nucleotides. It is a transcript of the gene snai2, whose product is annotated as snail family zinc finger 2. The coding region runs from base 146 to 937 and encodes 263 amino acids. The record is from RefSeq and is a predicted model, not a curated record. Gene Ontology annotation, molecular function: DNA-binding transcription factor activity, RNA polymerase II-specific; RNA polymerase II cis-regulatory region sequence-specific DNA binding. NCBI's taxonomy places the organism in Eukaryota, Metazoa, Chordata, Cladistia, Polypteriformes, Polypteridae. Gene Ontology annotation, biological process: regulation of DNA-templated transcription. The transcript is spliced from 3 exons.